AUGGCGUCACUCACCCAUUCGGCCGUUUCGGCCAAUGCCACGCAUAUUCCCUCAGCUUUCAGCAUCUACAACAAUGAUUUCCUCAACAUCAUCGGCUCGGCUCCUAAGCUGGAGGUCAUUCUCGAAAACAAUGACUACCCCUUUGCCCACGAAGCUAGCGUUUACAUUCCGAGCUCGGACUCGCUCUUCGUGUCGAGUAAUAUGUACACAGAUCCAGUCACAAACGAGAAGACGAUCAAAAUCACCAAGGUGAACGUCAACGCCCACCCCGUGACAUCAGAGAUCCUCAACUCUACCAUCCCGAUGCCGAACGGCGGAGUCAACCAUGACGGCGGGAUCCUCUGGGCUGCCCAGGGCACGAUGAACGAGACUGGAGGCAAUUUCUACGGCCGCCAAUUCAACUCGCUCAACGAUGUGGUUGUGGCCAACGACGGGUCGCUCUGGUUCACCGACCCCAUCUACGCCUAUAAACAGGGAGUCCGACCGAAGCCCAAGCUCCCGAACCAGGUGUAUAGGUACGAUCCAUCGACCAAAGACGUGCGCGUCGUUGCGGAUGGAUUUGGUCGUCCGAAUGGCAUUUCUUUCUCUCCCGAUGAGAAGACCGUGUACAUCUCCGACACCGCUGAGACAAUUGGCGACGGAUCGAAGGAUCUGACACAACCGGCUACGAUUUAUGCCUUUGAUGUGACGGCGAUCCAUGAUCAGCCUUUCCUGACGAACCGUCGUGUCUUUGCCAUGCCUGGCGAUGGCAUCCCCGAUGGAAUCAAGGUCGAUCAGGAUGGUAAUGUGUACGCUGGCUGCGGCGACGGAGUCAAUGUUUGGUCUGCUGGUGGUGUUCUCCUGGGCAAGAUCCUUGUCAAAGAUGGGACAUCGAACUUCUCAUUUGGUCGCAAUGGCCAGAUGUUUAUUCUCAAUGAGAACAAGAUCUAUCGCGCGCAGCUGAACCGCAAGGUGCACGGCACUCUCUUCUGA
Molecule: messenger RNA, 972 nt
Organism: Penicillium manginii
Lineage: Eukaryota; Fungi; Ascomycota; Eurotiomycetes; Eurotiales; Aspergillaceae
Product: SMP-30/gluconolactonase/LRE family protein
Exons: 3
Coding region: 1-972 (323 amino acids)
Source: RefSeq, a predicted model, not a curated record